Gilbertella persicaria is the source of this 1533-nucleotide messenger RNA. Its product is annotated as homocitrate synthase. The transcript is spliced from 3 exons. Gene Ontology annotation, molecular function: homocitrate synthase activity. NCBI's taxonomy places the organism in Eukaryota, Fungi, Mucoromycota, Mucoromycetes, Mucorales, Choanephoraceae. The coding region runs from base 34 to 1329 and encodes 431 amino acids. The record is from RefSeq and is a predicted model, not a curated record. Gene Ontology annotation, cellular component: mitochondrion.
UAGAACUAAUAUUCUCAUUUUAUAACUUACAAUAUGUCUCAAAACGGUCUUCAAGCUAACGGCAAUGCUAAGCCUAAGGAAGUUUCCUCCCCUUACAUGUCAAAUGAUCCCAACUCUAAUGUUGCAAACUUUAAGAUCAUCGAAUCCACUCUUAGAGAGGGUGAACAAUUCGCUAAUGCUUUCUUCACUACUGAAAAGAAAAUUGAAAUUGCUAAAGCACUUGAUGCUGUUGGUGUCGACUAUCUUGAAUUGACUUCUCCUGCUGCUUCUGAACAAUCUCGCAAUGAUUGUACUGCUAUUGCUAACCUUGGUUUGAAGGCCAAGAUCUUAACUCAUGUUCGUUGUCAUAUGGAUGAUGCCAAGUUGGCUAUUGAUACUGGUGUUGAUGGUCUUGAUGUUGUUAUUGGUACCUCUUCUUUUCUCCGUGAAUUCUCUCAUGGCAAGGAUAUGGAUUAUAUUACCAAGCAAGCUAUUGAAGUCAUCACUUACAUCAAGAGCAAGGGCCUUGAAGUCCGUUUCUCUACUGAAGAUUCUUUCAGAUCUGAUCUUGUUGAUCUUUUGAGCAUUUACAAGGCUGUCGACAAGAUUGGUGUUAACCGUGUUGGUAUUGCUGAUACUGUUGGUUGUGCUAACCCUCGCCAAGUUUAUGAAUUGGUUAAGACUUUAAGAAGUGUUGUCAGUUGUGAUAUCGAAUGUCAUUUCCACAAUGAUACUGGUUGUGCUAUUGCUAAUGCUUAUGCUGCUUUGGAAGCUGGUGCUACACACAUUGAUACAUCUGUGCUUGGUAUUGGUGAACGUAACGGUAUUACUCCCUUGGGUGGUUUGUUGGCUAGAAUGUACACUGGUGAUAAGGAAUAUGUAAAGAACAAGUAUGAUUUGACCAAGAUUCGUGAAGUUGAGAAUAUUGUUGCUGAUGCUGUUGAAGUUACUGUUCCUUUCAACAACUACAUUACUGGCUAUUGUGCUUUCACACACAAGGCAGGUAUUCACGCUAAGGCUAUCUUGAACAACCCUUCUACUUAUGAAAUCUUGAACCCCCAUGAUUUUGGUAUGACUCGUUAUGUCAGUAUUGGUCAUCGUUUGACUGGUUGGAAUGCUGUCAAGAACCGUGUUGAACAACUUGAUUUGGAUUUGACUGAUGAAGAUGCUAAGGCUGUUACUGCCAAGAUUAAGGAAUUGGCUGAUGUUCGCCCUCUUUCUCUUGAUGAUGUUGAUGUCUUGCUUCGUUUUUACCACCAAGCCAAAGCCGAUGGUUCUCAUACACACUUCUUAAACAGAAUUGAAAAUCCCGAACAAAUUGCCUCUUUCAGCGCUGAAGCAACUGCAUAAACACCACAAUCAUCAUUACCCUUUUUAAAACUCAUGUCAUUAUAAAUAAUUCCAUCUCUGCAGAAAGAAGAAGAAAGAAGAAACAAAUAGCAUCCAAAACACUCAUUUAUACAUAGAUAUAUACUGUAAAGCUCUUUGUCUUCUUUUCUUUAAUUAUUUUGUACAAAAGCCCAAUAAAAAUUACCACUUUUUUUGUGUUCAGCA